CAGUAUAUUGAAAAAUAUUGGAGGGUUAUGGAGCUUCACAGUGGAGUGUCUGUAAGAACACUAGGAUCUCAGUGCUCUAUCGUUGCACCCAUAAAAAUCUGUCAGUUUAAGCUAGAGAAUCUGUGUUGUUGCAUGGGCUGCGUCUCAAUCCACUUAAUCAGCCUUCCACAAAUGUGGUGGACGGUUUGACCCACUAACUAAUAUGGCCACUCUAUGGAAGGAAGAAACGCUCACAAAGCCCAGGAGGACUCGUAUGAAGGGAAUGUCUCACAAGGAGAGACCCACUUUCUACCGACAGGAGCUCAACAAGACGAUAUGGGAGGUCCCGGAGCGGUACCAGACCCUGUCCCCGGUCGGCUCGGGAGCCUACGGAUCCGUCUGCUCGUCAUACGACGUGAGGUCGGGGCUGAAGAUCGCGGUGAAGAAGCUGUCGAGGCCGUUCCAGUCCAUCAUGCACGCUAAGAGGACCUACAGAGAACUACGACUCCUCAAACACAUGAAACACGAGAACGUGAUCGGCCUGUUGGAUGUGUUUACGCCCGCUACCAGCCUAGAGGAGUUCAACGAUGUGUACCUGGUGACCCACCUGAUGGGGGCGGACCUCAACAAUAUCGUCAAGUGUCAGAAACUGACGGACGACCACGUUCAAUUCCUCAUAUACCAGAUCCUCCGGGGUCUCAAGUAUAUCCAUUCAGCAGACAUCAUCCACAGAGAUCUGAAGCCCAGUAACUUGGCAGUGAAUGAGGACUGUGAGCUCAAGAUCCUGGACUUUGGUUUGGCAAGACACACUGAUGAUGAGAUGACGGGUUACGUAGCAACCAGGUGGUACCGCGCCCCAGAGAUCAUGCUUAACUGGAUGCACUACAACAUGACAGUUGACAUCUGGUCGGUGGGCUGCAUAAUGGCGGAGCUGCUAACUGGAAGGACGUUAUUUCCCGGCACCGACCAUAUUAACCAGCUGCAGCAGAUCAUGAGGCUGACAGGAACGCCCCCGGACUCUGUCAUUAGCCGGAUGCCCAGCCACGAGGCCAGAAACUACAUUAACUCCCUUCCCCAGAUGCCCAAGAGGAACUUUGCUGAUGUGUUCGUUGGCGCUAACCCACUAGCAGUGGAUCUGUUAGAGAAGAUGUUGGUUCUGGACACUGAUAAGCGGAUCACAGCGUCAGAGACCCUGGCCCACCCCUACUUCUCCCAGUACCACGACCCAGACGAUGAACCAGAGUCUGAGCCAUACGACCAGAGCUUUGAGAGCCGUGAGCUGGAGAUAGAGGAGUGGAAAAGGUUGACCUAUGAGGAGGUUUGCAGCUUCGAGCCCCUGCCAUUCGACGGAGAUGAGAUGGAGUCCUGAGGGAACUAGGGUGACGUCAUUGAUAAUCUCGCCUCCUUCUCUUAUGGAAUUGUGUUGAGGAGGAAGUGGCAUGUAGACAUUGAACUCGGGCCAGUGAUGCGUUUCCUCCCCUAAUGGUUUAGGUUAGGAUCUGGGAGUAGGUUGAGCUUAUCUUAGAGGCAACUUCCUGCCAGAGCACACAACCUUGUGUGAGGACUAUCAACUCCCCGGACUAUUUAACAAACAAACAAACGGGAAACCACGACAUUCAAGUGUCUGCCGUCGUUCAUUUCUGGGGUCACUCUCGGGUUAGAGGUCAAGGGUUAAAGGUGACCGAUCCCACCCUCCAGGUUGCUGUAUUAUGUUAUAUUGUCUGUGUUUUGGUCUCUGGGCCGAACUGGGGGAAAUUACUUUGUAAUAUUGUAUCUACUGUUUGUGUGUUUUAGAAUAUCUGUUAAGUUAGCAUCAGAUUUUCACAUUGUUUGCAAAUAAGUAUCUUAUUUAAAAAAUUCCUGGAAAAAGGUGCUCAGUUCAAUAUGGCAAAAACAAUCAACCACUAGUACCUUCAAACAUCUAUUUAUGAUUUUAGGUUGGUAGUGUAUAGCCAGAUGUUAUUUUACCCCCUUUUGGAUCGAAUUCAGUAGGAAACCCAACAGUGGAAAUCACCUCUGUCCUUCUAUGACAAACGUUCUGUCUCCACAGUCAAUCUGUACGCUGUUGUUAUGCCUGCCAGUGUUUUACAGAUGUAAAUAAGGCUGCACUCUUGUAAAUAAAUGAUACUAUGCACACAGUAAUACUGCCUAGAAGCCGCUAUCAUAAUAGAGCACAUAGCCCCACUCACCCUUUUCUCACUGGUUAGAACACUGCCCCUAGUGACAGGAACCGUUUAGGAAUGACUGGCAGGUUCCAUGCCCAAUCAGGUGGAUUCUUCUCAGAAUGGUGUGUCCCUUAUGAGAAAGACGAUACAACCUUUUGAUGUCCACCUUUUCUCUCUAAUUCAAUCACACAGAAAGAGAGAGGGGGGGUAGAGGGCCGGGGAGUUUUGUAUUUGCUUAUCCUGCCCCUUUUAACUUAUUUAAAAUCUUUUUCUUUCUACCCAUCUCUCUGUGUUUCUUUUUCACUCCCUCUUUGUAUCAUUGCCUCCUCGGACACGUGUUACGCUGUCCUGUCCUCUGUUCUGUUUGUAGUCUAUUAGAAGUGAGGGGAGAGCUGUUAUGUCACUGUCACACAAUGUUAUUUGAUAGAAUGUUGUAUUUUAAAAUCCUCCAUCCCCAAAUCACAAGACGCAUGAUGAAAUCAGAAUAUGGUUUCCCUGGCAUCUAUAGUGUAGGACUUCAAGGUUGAGUCGGAGAGAAGCUCCCCCAUAGCAAUAGAGUACCAAACUUGGACAUAAAGCGCCAAGCUGUGUUGUGUGUGUGUGUGUGCGUGCAUGCGUUUGCGUGCAAUUCUUUCAAUCUUGCGACUCUUUGAGAAUGUUUUACCCAAUGAUGUAUACAGUACCGGUCAAAAGUUUGGACACACCUUCUCAUUCAAGGGUUUUCUUUAUUUUUACUAUUUUCUACUUUGUAGAAUAAUAGUGAAGACAUCAAAACUAUGAAAUUACACAUAUGGAAUCAUGUAGUAAUCAGAAAAUAUGUAUUGUAGACACUAACAUUUUGUAAUUUGGGUUACUAUCCCUUUAAAAAUUGAAGAAAUUCCUGCUUGCUCUCCACCCCUGAUCUAUGUUUAAGUGCUGGGUGUUUUAAAUGUUAUUCUUAUAACAAUAAAAAUCCCCCAACGAAUUAA
Messenger RNA from Salvelinus fontinalis (brook trout), 3112 nucleotides. Its product is annotated as mitogen-activated protein kinase 14A-like. Gene Ontology annotation, molecular function: ATP binding; MAP kinase activity. Bases 203 to 1348 code for a protein of 381 amino acids. The record is from RefSeq and is a predicted model, not a curated record. The transcript is spliced from 13 exons. NCBI's taxonomy places the organism in Eukaryota, Metazoa, Chordata, Actinopteri, Salmoniformes, Salmonidae. Gene Ontology annotation, biological process: protein phosphorylation; intracellular signal transduction. Gene Ontology annotation, cellular component: cytoplasm; nucleus.